CCCUGCCAUGGGCUGUGACAACUUCCACUACAUCAGGUUACUUGCAGCUACAUUCUGCUUGACUUGAGGACUUUGAAGGAUGGGGCAUCCACAGCUUCUCUGGGAAACUUUUCCAGUGCCUCACCACCCUCAGAGUAAUGAAUUCCUUGCCCCAUAUCUAAACCUUCCCUGUUUGAAACCAUUAUUCCUUGUCCUGUAACUACAUACUCUUCGUCCCUGUCCAUCUUUAAUAUUGGUCCCUUUUUGGUACUGGAAGGCCACAAUUAGGUCACACCAAAGCGUUCUCCAGGCUGAACAAUCCCAGUUCUCUCAGAUUGCCCUUGUGGGAGAGGUGCUCCAUCCCUCUGAUCAUGUUGGUGCUCCUCCUAUGGACUAUAUCCACCGGGUGCAUGUCCUUCCUGUGCUGAGGACCCCAGCGCUGGAUGCAUCACUGCAGCUGGGCUCUCACCAGGGCAGAGAACAGGGAGAGAAAACUGUCCCUUACCCUGAUGGCUGUUCUGCUUUGGAUGCAACCCAGGACACCACUGUCUUUCCAAGCUGUGAGUGCACAUGAUGAACUCAUGUGCACUCACAGCACCCCAGGGAUGCUGCUCUCGAGAUACACCAAGGGACCACCCACAGCUCUGAUAAAGAGCAGAUGCAGCUUCACAUUUUGAGCAGCACUGACCUGCAGCACAGCACCCGGGAACUAACUUUGUGCCUGGGAACAGCCGGAGUGCCACCUCCUGCUCCUGGUGUGAACUACACCAGCCUGCCAGCAGGAAUCCCCCUCCCUGUGUCCCACAUCGUUCACAGCCAUCAUCUCCUUGCACCACCAGGCACCAAAACCCAUGUGGGAACUCAUAUCCCCUCAUCCCACUUCCAGCUGCCUUUGUUGAUCAGGGCUUUUGUACCCACAGCUUCAACACAGAAUCACAGAAUGGGUCAGGUUGGAAGGGACCAGAGUGGAUCACCUGGUCCAACUUCUCUGCUUAAGCAGGGUCAUCCUAGAGCACAUCUCACAGGACUGUGACCAGACAAUUCUUGAGCAUCUCCAGUGAUAGAGUCUCCACAAUCUCUGUGUGCAAUCUAUUCCAGUGCUGGGAGUAAAGUUCUUCCUCAUAUUCAGGUGGAAUUUUCUGUGCAUCAGUUUCUGGCCUCUGCCUCCUGUCCUGCUUGGCAGCACCAAGCAGAGCCUGGCUGUAUCCUCAACACCCUCCCCUGAGAUAUUUCCAGACAUUUAUGAACUCCGUUAUCAGCUAUCUCGAGGCUGAAUAGGCCCAGCUCCCUCAUCCUUUCUUCUUAGGAGAGAUGCUCCUGUCCCUUAAUCAUCUUUUUUACCCUCUGCUGGACUAGCUCCAGGCUCCAUUUCUCUCUUGUACUCAGGAGCUCAGAAUUGGAAAGCGUACUGCAGACACUGGAAUAGUAAGGCUUAAGAUCGAUUUGUAUUAUUAUUCCCUUGGACACUGAAAAGACAACGUCUCUAAACACUGUUUUGCAACGGCGACAGGGACCUGCCAUACACUCUGGCCCUGACACCUUCUGUCCCCGCCCCUCACCAAUGAACUGCGGCACAUACAGCCUCAGGCCGGCACAGCUACGCGGCUCCCGGCCUCCGGGAGAGCUGUAGGAUGUAGCUGGGACAGAGCGGAUUCCCUGCCCUAGCCACGGUGUCAAAGAAGCCGUCAAAACCACUGUGGAAUACUCUGGAAGUGUGGUUCUACCUGUAGCUGUAUUCCUCCGCGACGAGGCGCGGAAAAGAGUUCCUUGCCAGGUCUCCCCGCCGCCCCUCGCCGCGGCGCUCGGAGGUCUCGGUCCUGCGGUCCUCGCGUCAAAGGGCGGCGGGGAACUGCAGCUGGAGACCGCAUAGCAGCAGUAGAAACCCGAGAACUCAUUGCACGCCAGCCCCUGUCAUGGCCGCCACUAAACGGCAAGACCGAUGCAUCCCAUACAUCGUCCAGCUGUGGUUCGCUGACCAAGACCCCUUUAAGGCGGAAGGAUACAACGUGCCGUGAGGCUCACUCCCCGUUCCGUGCCUAUAAAAACCAGCCGGGGAGGAAGCUUAGGUUUUUCGCCAGUCUCUCACGUCCGAGACGAUGCCCGAGAAGGUGCAGCACGAGGAGGAGGAUGCGGAGACCUUCGCUUUCCAGGCGGAGAUCGCCCAGCUCAUGUCGCUCAUUAUCAACACCUUCUAUUCCAAUAAGGAGAUUUUCCUGCGGGAGCUCAUCUCCAACGCCUCCGACGCCCUGGAUAAGAUCCGCUAUGAGAGCCUGACUGACCCCUCAAAGCUGGACAGUGGGAAAGACCUGAAAAUUGACAUCAUCCCCAACCCCCGGGACCGCACACUGACUCUGGUGGACACUGGCAUUGGGAUGACAAAAGCAGAUCUCAUCAACAACCUGGGCACCAUUGCCAAAUCUGGGACUAAAGCCUUCAUGGAAGCCCUGCAGGCUGGUGCAGACAUCUCCAUGAUCGGGCAGUUUGGUGUGGGUUUCUAUUCUGCCUAUCUGGUGGCUGAGAAGGUGAUUGUCAUUACCAAGCACAAUGAUGAUGAGCAGUAUGCUUGGGAGUCAUCAGCUGGGGGCUCAUUCACUGUCCGAACUGACUGUGAUGAGCCCAUUGGACGUGGCACCAAAGUGAUCCUGUACUUGAAGGAGGACCAGACUGAGUACUUGGAGGAGCAUCGUGUGAAAGAGGUGGUGAAGAAGCACUCCCAGUUCAUUGGCUACCCCAUCACGCUCUAUCUGGAGAAAGAACGUGAGAAAGAGAUCAGUGAUGAUGAAGUAGAGGAGGAGAAAGAUAAGAAGGAGGAAGAGUCAGUGUCCAAAGAUGAAGAGAAACCCAAAAUCGAGGAUGUGGGCUCUGAUGAGGAGGAGGAGGGAGACAAAGGCAAGAAGAAAAAGACCAAGAAAAUUAAGGAGAAAUAUAUUGACCAGGAGGAGCUGAACAAGACCAAACCAAUUUGGACACGCAACCCUGAUGACAUCACCCAGGAAGAAUAUGGCGAGUUCUAUAAGAGCCUCACCAAUGACUGGGAGGACCACUUGGCUGUCAAGCACUUCUCUGUGGAAGGGCAGCUGGAGUUCAGGGCCCUGCUUUUCAUCCCACGCCGUGUCCCUUUUGACCUCUUUGAGAACAAGAAGAAGAACAACAACAUUAAGCUGUAUGUGAGGCGGGUCUUCAUCACGGGCAGCUGUGAUGAGCUCAUCCCUGAAUACCUAAACUUUAUCGGGGGUGUUGUGGACUCAGAGGACCUUCCUCUGAAUAUUUCUCGUGAGAUGCUCCAGCAGAGCAAGAUCCUCAAAGUGAUCCGCAAAAACAUUGUGAAGAAAUGCUUGGAGCUCUUUUCAGAGCUGGCAGAAGACAAAGAGAGCUACAAGAAAUUUUAUGAGGCUUUUUCCAAGAAUCUAAAGUUGGGCAUCCAUGAGGACUCCACCAACCGAAAGCGCCUUUCGGAGCUUCUGCGGUACCACACAUCCUACUCAGGCUAUGAGGUGACUUCACUUUCUGAGUACGUGUCCCAUAUGAAAGAGAACCAGAAGAGUAUCUACUACAUCACAGGGGAGAGUAAGGAGCAGGUUGCUAACUCAGCCUUUGUGGAGCGUGUGCAGAAGCGUGGCUUUGAGGUGGUAUACAUGACAGAGCCCAUCGAUGAGUAUUGCGUGCAGCAGCUCAAGGAGUUUGAUGGCAAGACUCUGGUAUCAGUCACCAAAGAGGGGCUGGAGCUGCCUGAAGAUGAGGAAGAGAAAACAAAGAUGGAGGAGAGCAAGGCCAAGUUUGAGAACCUCUGCAAACUUAUGAAGGAAAUCUUGGACAAGAAGGUGGAGAAGCUAACCCUUGGCUAUGUUGGCAGGUCACUGUCUUCGAACCGGUUGGUCUCAUCUCCCUGCUGCAUUGUCACCAGCACCUGUGGUUGGACAGCCAACAUGGAACGCAUCAUGAAGGCUCAGGCACUGCGGGACAACUCUACCAUAGGCUAUAUGAUGGCCAAGAAGCACCUGGAGAUCAACCCUCAUCACCCAAUUGUGGAAACCCUUUGCCAGAAGGCUGAUGCUGACAAGAAUGACAAAGCUGUUAAAGAUCUGGUGGUGCUACUCUUUGAGACUGCUCUGCUGUCCUCUGGUUUCUCCCUGGAAGAUCCCCAGACCCACUCCAACCGCAUCUACAGGAUGAUCAAACUUGGGCUUGGCAUUGAUGAAGAUGAUGCAGAGGAGCCCAGUACAGCUGUCCCUGAGGAAAUCCCCGCUCUGGAGGGAGAUGAAGAUACAUCCCACAUGGAAGAGGUAGACUGAAGGAGGAAGGUUCUUCCUUCACCUGCCAGACCUCUGCUCUGUCAUGUCUGCUUAGAAGAUGGUCUGCGCCCACCAGCUGCUACUGACUUCUUGGUGGUGUCCUUUUGGCUGUGUUUGGUUGGGGUUGUUUUUGGCAGGGUGCAAGAGGGCAUGAUUCCCUUUUUGUUAGUAAUGAUUCAGGUAGCCUGAGGUCUGUCUGUUCUGUGUCUUUCUGCUUGUGUAGGAACAGCUGAUGGGGACUGGAGGUGUGAGGAAGCAUCAGGCUUCCUCUCACCCCCUCAUGGAGUGUCCCAUGUUACCAGAAGGCAUCAAAUACUGUCCUUAUGCCAUUGGGGUGGGAGAGCCCUUCCUCUGAACUUCUGCCUCCGUGAAGCCCCAGAAUAGCACAAUGUAUUUUGGAUGAGUUUUGUUUGAUUAUUUUUGGGUUUUUUGUUGGUUGUUUUUUUUUUUUUUUGUUCUACUGGAAUUAAAGAACUGAUGAUUUACA
Molecule: messenger RNA, 4758 nt
Organism: Parus major (Great Tit)
Lineage: Eukaryota; Metazoa; Chordata; Aves; Passeriformes; Paridae
Gene: HSP90AB1
Product: heat shock protein 90 alpha family class B member 1
Biological process (GO): protein stabilization; cellular response to heat; protein folding
Cellular component (GO): perinuclear region of cytoplasm; protein-containing complex; plasma membrane
Molecular function (GO): ATP-dependent protein folding chaperone; ATP binding; disordered domain specific binding
Source: RefSeq, a predicted model, not a curated record